Messenger RNA from Phycomyces blakesleeanus NRRL 1555(-), 576 nucleotides. RefSeq lists its product as hypothetical. Bases 1 to 576 code for a protein of 191 amino acids. The transcript has 3 exons. Lineage: Eukaryota; Fungi; Mucoromycota; Mucoromycetes; Mucorales; Phycomycetaceae. The record is from RefSeq and is a predicted model, not a curated record.
AUGACACCUGUCUCUAAUGAUCAAGUUAAUCGCCCAAAGCCAUUUUCUCCCUUUGACUUUUUGUUUCCAGGCCAUAGACGACAGGCACUUUACCAUAGUCUGUGGUCUGUAGUUCCUUUCAAGACAAUCAUUCUUGGUCAUUUUUCUUAUGAGUCGGCUGAUAUGGUCGCAACCAGAGCAGUGAUGCUUAAUAAGCCUUGUCCGAGCAAAUUUAAACAAUCUGAUGUUAUCCACGACAAGAAAUAUAGAAUGUUUACAAUUUUACUCAACGAGGCUGGCCUUCUAGCUGCAUUGUGUUACCUGCCAACCCAAUAUCCGACUGUUGUGGAGUUUUAUCACGAAAUCCCGGUAGCCUAUCGGCACCAAGCUAUCGGAGAUCUACUUGUUGGAACAGCACUUGGUUGGGCAGUCGACACUGGAUAUCAGGUGAUCCCCACCUGUGAAUUUGUACGGCUGCAUCUGGAGAACAAGUACAUCCGCACCCACAAGACUCUCCCCGCAUGCAUCAAAACAGUCAGUCAGUCAGCCAACCAACAACUAAUCAACCCAGCCAGCGACCAAGCCAGGCUCAAAUAA